Racocetra persica is the source of this 215-nucleotide messenger RNA. The record is from the annotation of a GenBank genome assembly. NCBI's taxonomy places the organism in Eukaryota, Fungi, Glomeromycota, Glomeromycetes, Diversisporales, Gigasporaceae.
AGCGAAUGAAUAAGUUAGUUGAAGGUAAGCGUAUAGAUACUCAACCAAUUAACCAUUUUAUUAAAAGGUUAUAUGGUAUUACUUUAACACAGGACAAUAUUAUUAAAGAAACCUCUUCACAGUUGGUAUUUGAAGCGGGUCAGGUGACAUAUUGGAAUUCGCGAAUUAUAGAGUAUCAGACAUUACCAUUUAAGCAACCAAUUGAUAUGAAGUGA